Molecule: messenger RNA, 1630 nt
Organism: Homo sapiens (human)
Lineage: Eukaryota; Metazoa; Chordata; Mammalia; Primates; Hominidae
Gene: FBXL8
Product: F-box and leucine rich repeat protein 8
Exons: 3
Coding region: 152-1276 (374 amino acids)
Source: RefSeq, marked reviewed
GCGCGUCCCGCCCCGCGGGCUCCCGGUGGCUGCUUCCCGUCCGCUGUCCUCUGCUGCCAGUCCCCUGCCCCGGGCAAAGCCCAUCUGGUCCGCCGAGCAGGCCGGAGCUAUUGGGAGUGGCGGAUCCUCCCACCCCAGCCGGAUCUGGGCCAUGGCCGAGCCUGGAGAGGGACUGCCAGAGGAGGUGCUGGCACUCAUCUUCCGCCACCUGUCCCUGAGAGACCGUGCUGCCGCCGCCAGGGUCUGCAGGGCCUGGGCCGCCGCUGCUACCUGCAGCGCCGUGUGGCACGACACAAAAAUCAGUUGCGAAUGUGAGCUGGAAGGCAUGCUGCCACCUUAUCUGUCCGCCUGCCUCGACCACAUUCACAACCUACGGCUGGAAUUUGAGCCAUCGAGGAAGCCGAGCCGCCGGGCGGCCAUCGAGCUGCUGAUGGUUCUGGCGGGCCGUGCCCCGGGGCUGCGAGGCCUGCGCCUGGAGUGCCGCGGAGAAAAACCGCUCUUCGACGCGGGCCGCGACGUCCUGGAGGCUGUGCACGCUGUAUGCGGGGCGGCCAGCCAGCUACGCCACCUCGACCUGCGGCGCUUGUCCUUCACACUGGACGACGCGCUGGUGCUGCAGGCGGCGCGCAGCUGUCCCGAGCUCCACAGCCUUUUUCUGGACAACAGUACCCUAGUGGGCAGCGUGGGUCCCGGCUCAGUGCUCGAGCUACUGGAGGCCUGCCCGCGCCUGCGCGCUCUCGGCCUGCACCUAGCCAGUUUGUCGCACGCCAUCCUCGAAGCACUGGCGGCGCCAGACCGAGCGCCUUUCGCGCUCUUGGCUCUGCGGUGCGCGUGCCCCGAAGAUGCACGCGCGUCCCCGCUGCCCAACGAAGCCUGGGUCGCGUUGCGCCGCCGCCACCCUGGGCUGGCAGUGGAGCUGGAGCUGGAGCCCGCGCUGCCCGCUGAGAGCGUGACGCGCGUCCUGCAGCCAGCCGUCCCCGUGGCUGCGCUGCGCCUCAACCUCUCAGGCGACACCGUAGGCCCAGUGCGCUUCGCAGCACACCACUACGCCGCAACCCUGUGCGCGCUCGAGGUGCGCGCAGCCGCUUCGGCCGAGCUGAACGCCGCGCUGGAGGAGCUGGCGGCGCGCUGCGCGGCCCUGCGCGAGGUGCAUUGUUUCUGCGUGGUGAGCCACUCGGUGCUGGACGCCUUCCGCGCGCACUGCCCGCGCCUGCGCACCUAUACCCUCAAGCUCACGCGCGAGCCGCAUCCCUGGAGGCCUACGCUCGUGGCGUGAUUGGGCGACUUCUCUCCCCCGUCCCCGUGGACGUAAGCGCUCUGAGAGGGAACGGGGGGGGUGUCCAGGCGCGCCCCGAGUGCUAGUGCCUUCUUUUGGGAUUGUUGCCCCCCGGGUCUUUACCGAGUUGGGAACUGUGAUGGCAUCGGGACCAGUCCUGGGCGCCCUGAGACCACUCGCUGCUCUCACCCUCUGCAGACGCCCCACCCGCUCGGUCCUGGACACACUGCCCCCCUCUCUUGCCUCCACCCCUCUGCGGACUCUGCAGCUCCGCGGCCCCGGCGCAGGGAGAGGGAGGGCACGGGCGCGGGCCGGGCCUCAAGGGUGAGUGUGAAAUAAACAAAUCCUGCAGUG